Molecule: messenger RNA, 690 nt
Organism: Scheffersomyces stipitis CBS 6054
Lineage: Eukaryota; Fungi; Ascomycota; Pichiomycetes; Serinales; Debaryomycetaceae
Gene: HBR1
Product: nucleoside-triphosphatase
Exons: 1
Coding region: 1-690 (229 amino acids)
Cellular component (GO): cytoplasm; nucleus
Molecular function (GO): ATP binding; AMP kinase activity; ATP hydrolysis activity
Source: RefSeq, a predicted model, not a curated record
AUGUAUAGACGGUUUAUACCCAACAUUAUAAUCACCGGGACUCCGGGUUGUGGGAAGACUUCUCAUUCCGAGCUGCUCUUGUCUGUUCUCAACGACAAAGCUGAGGAUUCUAGGAAAUUUCAACAUUUUUCAGUUUCUGAUAUUGCCAAAGAACGUAAAUGUAUCGAAAGCUACGACGAGAAAUUGGACACGUCAGUAGUGGACGAAGAUAAGCUCUUAGAUUCCCUUGAACCUGACUUAGAAAAAGGUGGCAUAUUGGUAGACUGGCACUGCUGUGAUAUCUUUCCAGAAAGAUUGAUUGACUUGGUAGUCGUCUUGAGGACAAACAACUCGUUGUUGUAUGAUAGAUUGAAAAAGAGAGGCUACAAGGACAACAAGAUCCAGGAGAACAUCGACUGUGAGAUUAUGGAGGUCAUAGCUCAGGAUGCGAGAGAAUCAUAUCUUCCUGAAAUAGUCAUAGAGUUAGAAUCCAAUUCUGUAGAGGACAUGGAGGAAAACGUAGACAGAAUCGCUGCCUGGACUAUAAAUUGGAUUAACGAUCAUCCAAAGGGUGUUACCAACGAAUUGGAUCCAGAACUAGUAGCUGCAAUCAAUGCUGAAGAUGAAGAUGAAGAUGAAGAUGGUGAAGAUUAUGAAGAAGAAGAAGAAGACGAUGAAGAGGAAGACGAAGAAGACGAAGAUGAAGAGUAA